AUGUCUUACUACGACCCCUAUGCUCGUCCACCCUCGGGCCCUCCAGGUCCUCCCGGCCCUCCCGGUCCCUAUGAUCAACGCCCACCCUACGAUCAGCGUCCAUCCUACGAUCAACGGCCCCCUGCACCAUACGACCAACGCCCACCAUAUGACCAACGUCCACCCUAUGACCAGCGGUCCCAAUAUGACCAACCCCCGCCAGCACCUGCCUACGACAACCGGCCCACCUACGACCGCGCCGCCUACAGUGCCCCACCCCCCAUGGCUCGUCCUCCUCCCGGUCCCCCUCCCUCUCUGCCCAUGGGCUGGCACCAGGAAUGGGAGCCCACCAUGCGGCGCGCCUUUUGGGUCGAAGACGCUACCGGCCGCGCCCAGUGGGAGACGCCUCAGCCGGGCGCCAGUCAGGGCUACUACAACGACGGGUCACGCAGUGUGCCUCCUCCCCAGGAGGGCGGAGCCGCAGCCGGCUUCUAUUCACCUCCGCCGGGCCCACCUCCCAUGGGCUAUGAUGCACGCGGCUACGGAAAUGGAUAUCCGCAGUCGCCGCCUGCCGAAGAGGAGAAGAAGAAGAGUAAUGCGGGCAAGUACCUGGCGAUGGGAAUGGCGGGUCUGGCGGUGGGUGGUAUUGCUGGCGCGAUCAUUGAGCAUGAACAUGAUGAAGAGAGCAGUUCCGAUGAAGAGAAGCGUGAAGAAGAGCAAGAAGAGGAGAUCCAACGGGCUCGUCAAGAGGCUUAUUACGAGGGACGUGUCGACCAGGCCGAGGAGGAUGAGGAGGACGAUGAUGGCUGGUAA
Molecule: messenger RNA, 792 nt
Organism: Penicillium oxalicum
Lineage: Eukaryota; Fungi; Ascomycota; Eurotiomycetes; Eurotiales; Aspergillaceae
Product: WW domain protein
Exons: 2
Coding region: 1-792 (263 amino acids)
Molecular function (GO): protein binding
Source: RefSeq, a predicted model, not a curated record